Messenger RNA from Brugia malayi, 162 nucleotides. Lineage: Eukaryota; Metazoa; Nematoda; Chromadorea; Rhabditida; Onchocercidae. The record is from the annotation of a RefSeq genome assembly.
UCUAUAUUUACUGAAUUAUCAAAGAAAAAGAAGCCUAAAUUAAUAGGUAGAAGUAUCGGUUGAGGUAAAGGUAAAACAUCUGGUAGGGGACAUAAAGGGUAGAAGGCUAGGAGCAGUACCUCCAUAAAUGGAUUUGAAGGUGCACGACAGUCUAUGUAUACC